AUGGGAGGUGACGACGCGAUUGACGGCGGAGUGCGGAGGCGGGGAUGCACGUUCCGGCGAAACGACUUCUUCCCGGAGGAGUCGUUCAAGAGUUGGGGAAACUACGCGAGAGCUAUCAGGGAGACGCCGUGGAGGCUGAAGGACCGCGUGCUGAGCCGAUCGGAGGACCACACGGAGCUGGUGGAGAUGAAGGCUCGGAGCAAUCACGAGAUGAAGAAGACGCUCAACUGGUGGGAUCUUAUGUGGUUCGGCAUCGGCGCCGUUAUCGGCUCCGGCAUAUUCGUCCUCACCGGCCUUGAGGCCAGGGCGGUGGUUGGACCAGCCGUGGUGAUCUCCUACGUCGUUUCCGGUGUCUCCGCCUUGUUCUCCGUCUUCUGCUACACUGAGUUCGCGGUCGAAAUCCCCGUCGCAGGUGGAUCAUUUGCGUACUUAAGAGUAGAACUGGGAGAAUUUGUGGCCUUCAUAGCUGCCGGAAACAUCCUCCUUGAGUAUGUAAUCAGCGGCGCCGCAGUGGCACGCUCAUGGACCUCUUAUUUCGCCACCCUCUGCGGCCAACACCCCGAUGACUUUCGCAUAGUAGUCCACAAAAUGAACCCUGACUAUGGCCAUCUUGACCCUAUAUCCAUAGGAGUCCUCAUAGCCAUCACCAUCCUCGCAGUGUACAGCACCAAAGGCUCUUCCGUCUUCAACUUCAUUGCCACAAUCUUUCACUUAAUUAUCAUUGCCUUCAUCAUCAUUGCAGGCCUCACUAAGGCAAACACCGAAAACUACACCCCUUUUAUGCCUUUUGAAGUUCGUGGCGUGUUCAAGGCUUCAGCUGUUCUUUUCUUUGCCUAUGUUGGCUUUGACGCUGUCUCUACCAUGGCUGAGGAAACCAAGAACCCUGCGAAGGACAUUCCCAUUGGUCUUGUGGGCUCAAUGGUAAUUACCACCUUCGCAUAUUGCUUGCUAGCAGUGACACUGUGCCUCAUGCAAAGCUACAAGGACAUUGACCCAGAUGCUCCCUAUUCGGUUGCGUUUAGUGCUGUGGGAAUGGAUUGGGCUAAGUACAUUGUUGCAAUUGGGGCGUUGAAGGGAAUGACCACUGUGUUGUUGGUGAGCGCGGUGGGACAAGCACGUUACCUGACCCACAUUGCACGUACCCACAUGAUGCCUCCUUGGUUUGCUCAUGUUGAUGAGAAAACUGGGACACCCGUGAAUGCCACAAUCUCAAUGCUUGCAGCUACUGCUGUGAUUUCUUUCUUCACUGAUCUCACUAUUCUUUCCAACCUCUUGUCAAUUUCCACUCUCUUCAUCUUCAUGCUUGUGGCUGUGGCGCUUCUGGUGCGCCGCUAUUACUCAAGUGGGGUAACCACAAAGGAGAAUAAAGUGAAGCUCAUUUUGUGCCUUGUGCUGAUUUUGGGGUCUUCAUGUGGAAUUUCUGGUUAUUGGGCAAGCAGUGAUGGUUGGAUUGGAUACGCAGUUUGUGUGCCGUUGUGGCUUUUAGGGACUGGGGUUCUUUGGCUUUUUGUGCCACAGGCAAAGCAACCAAAACUUUGGGGGGUGCCUUUGGUUCCAUGGCUACCUUCUUUAUCUAUUGCUAUUAACAUAUUCCUUCUUGGCUCUAUUGAUAAAGCUUCAUUUACCAGGUUUGGGGUGUGGACAGGCAUCCUCUUGGUAUACUAUGUGCUAUUGGGGUUACAUGCUUCUUACGACGCAGCAAAAGGGUUCGAGAGCCAAAAAAGUUCGGUGAAUGUUGACAAGCAGUGGAACAAGGUGGAGGAAGGGACAGAAAGGGAAGUUCCUCAUACAGCAAUUUCACCUGAUUAA
This is a messenger RNA of Sphenostylis stenocarpa, 1809 nucleotides long. The record is from the annotation of a GenBank genome assembly. NCBI's taxonomy places the organism in Eukaryota, Viridiplantae, Streptophyta, Magnoliopsida, Fabales, Fabaceae.